AUGGACCCAUACUAUCAUGCUUCCACCGCCGGGCCGUCACAACCUCCUCCCCCUCCCCACCUAGCUCCUCAUUCUCCCGUACCUCCCUAUCCACCCGCUUCAACCCCUUAUCGACACUUCCCUCUCCCCAAGCCCUUCCCAGCGUUCAAAUCUCAGAGUCAGGCCCAGACCAAUCAAGUAGAUCUUACCUCUCCACCUCCUCCUUUCAGCUCUUUUCCCCCACAUGAACCCCUUCUACCGACAAGGGCCCCGAGAACACGUCCUAAAAACAGAGGAGGAGGUCGUGGUCGAGGACAACUCUCAGGACCGCGUUCAGCUUCUGCCAGACAGUCAACGAGGAUAUCCUCUAGACCUACACCUGUCAGUGGAGGCGGUGGGAAUGCCGGUGUAUCCAAGCUCAAACUCUCAUUCAAAGCUUCUGGGAGUGAUCCAUCGACUAGGAAGACGAGCUUCUUGGGGGAGUAUGACAGGGAAUUGGAUGAUGAUCCUAAUGAACCACUUUGUUUUGAGGAACAAUGGAUUUUAAGGGUUCCGAAAGAGGUAGCUGAAGGUCCCAAUGGAUUGAGGGAGAUCGUCAAGGGGAAAGGAAAGGGGAUGGAGGGAGUGGAGUUCAAGUUUUUAGACUCGCGACGAGCAACAUUCAAGUUCAACGGCGUCACCUACGCAAGCAAGCUGGUCGAUCUGCCUUCCAUCAUCGAGUCGCAAAAGACACAUGACAACAGGCAUUUGUUCAAAGUAGCAGAUAUCUCCCAAAUGCUAGUGGUCACUCAUCCAGUCAAAGAUGAAUCCACCAUCACCUCCGCCCCGCUCAAGAUCGACGAUUUCAUCUGGCCACAUGGCAUCACCCCUCCUCUCCGUCACGUAAGAAAACGAAGAUUUCGAAAACGUAUUUCCAGACGGACGAUUGAAGUGGUUGAGGAACAAGUGGAAGAAUUGUUGAAGAGGGAUAAAGAAGCUGACGAGUCGACUUUUGAUCUCAUCGAAGCCUUACCCGAUCCUGAAGCUCCUGAUCAGUAUUAUAUAGACUAUGACAGUAACGUCGGGUGGGUUCAUCCGGAAGGUGGAUCAGAAAUGGGAGAAUCAGAAAUGUACGAGGAUCCAGGUUCGGUGGCUCAAUCCAUGGGAGAAUGGGAAGAUGGUACUGAGGGUGAAGGGGAGUAUGAGGAAGAUGGUUUGGAUCGGGAAUUAGCUAAUAUGUUGAGAGAAGAGAUGAACGAAGGUUCUGACGCUGGGGCUUCCGGUUCAGAAGGGGAAGACGAGGAUGAAGAUGAAGAAGCUGCGGGUGGGACUGAAGAUGAAGAUGACGAAGAAACAGCGGAAAAGAAAGCAAAGAUUAGACAAUUCACGAGUGAAAUCAAGAAUAUCGAAGCUACUAUUGAAAGAAAACGAGCUGGGUUUACAGGUGGUAAUCCUAUAAUGCAGAAACGUUUUGAAGAAACUCUAGCUGGUUUAUUAAUUGACGUCGUACGUAAAGCCGAAGCACGUCGAGUCCUACAAGCAGAAUUAGACGCUAUGAAACGUCCUGAACAAUCACCUAAAAUUCCAUCUCCUUCUCCCAUUUCACCCGUUCUCCAAAAUAUACAAACCCAACCUGUUCAAGUGGAAGAAGGAGAAGACGAAGAUUUGUUCGGAGAUGCAGAUGCGGAAGGUGAAGAAGAAGUUGUUCAACUUGAUACAAUUGUUCCAAUUCCUGAUCAGCCCAAAGUCGUUCAACAUGGACCAGUCAAAGAUCCUAUCGUGACGAAUGGAGUUGAUGAAGGUGGUGUGGAGGGAGGGGUUUUACAAGUACAAAAUGUGAUUGAGGAAGAGGAUUAUGAGGGGGAAAGGGAUAUGGAUGAUGAUGAGAUGGCUGCUAUGUUAGAGGAAGAACUUGCAAGACCUGUGGAUAUGGAUAUGGACGUGGACAUGGGUGUGGGUGUGGGUGUGGGUGCGGGUGUGGGUGUCGAUGGUGCUGGUGAGGGUGGAGAAUCAGAUCAAAUCCUUAAUACUUUCGUAGAUCCUAUCGGAGGAGAUUUUGGUGAUUCAGAUGGGAUGGGUAUAAGUGAAGAAAUAGGAAAUCAAGAACAACAACCAAAACCACCAAAUGUAUUAGGUUCUUUUCAAGUAGAAGGUGGUGUAGGUAGAAGACGUUUAGCUGUGGAAGAGGAAGAAGAUGAUGAUAGUGAUAGUGAUGGUGAUGAUUCUGAUGAUUAA
Molecule: messenger RNA, 2193 nt
Organism: Tremella mesenterica DSM 1558
Lineage: Eukaryota; Fungi; Basidiomycota; Tremellomycetes; Tremellales; Tremellaceae
Exons: 6
Coding region: 1-2193 (730 amino acids)
Biological process (GO): RNA polymerase II preinitiation complex assembly; transcription initiation at RNA polymerase II promoter
Cellular component (GO): transcription factor TFIID complex
Molecular function (GO): RNA polymerase II general transcription initiation factor activity
Source: RefSeq, a predicted model, not a curated record